Eufriesea mexicana is the source of this 2559-nucleotide messenger RNA. RefSeq names its product E3 ubiquitin-protein ligase defense repressor 1 (gene dnr1). Gene Ontology annotation, cellular component: cytoskeleton. Lineage: Eukaryota; Metazoa; Arthropoda; Insecta; Hymenoptera; Apidae. Gene Ontology annotation, molecular function: ubiquitin-protein transferase activity. The record is from RefSeq and is a predicted model, not a curated record. Gene Ontology annotation, biological process: ubiquitin-dependent protein catabolic process. Bases 442 to 1884 code for a protein of 480 amino acids. The transcript has 7 exons.
UAGUGCGUGUGUAAUGUGCGUUCACCACACUAGCGCCACUCUAUAGACAUGGAGAGGUGAUUCGAUUUCGCGAACUAAUGCUGGCAGCGCGAAGCAGUCAGUACGUGUGCCAUUCUGCACCGAGAAAUGGAAGCCGACGAGGCGCGUUGGAGUAAUACGAGCGCGAGCACGUUGCUAACGUACGAAGUCGCGUGUGAGGAUGCUGUGACAGCUGUGCACGGGUACGCGUUUUAAAUCUGUUAUGAUUAAGAACGUGUCGAGUAAAGCCGGUCGCCGACCAGCUGCGAAUCCGAGGAAGAGAUCGUUGUAAACGCGCGUGCCGAAAGUUCUGUGAACGUGCGUUUUGGUUUGUUGGUUUGUUACGCCUAGUCGAAAUCGUGUUGCGAGUUUUACCGAGCAAAACGGUGCGUGUACGAACCUCAUUGGAUACAGCUUGACAAGAUGUGGUGUCUCGUUAGUCAAGCUAAUUCCGUCAUCCUCGAGGUACAAGUCGACCCCAAAGCCAUUGGUCAGGAGUGCCUCGAAAAGGUGUGCGACUGCUUGGGCAUUAGCAAGGAAUGCGACUACUUCGGUCUAAAGUAUCAGAACGCGAAGGGCGAAGAGCUGUGGCUGAACCUGAGGAAUCCCAUAGAGAGACAGACAGGCGGCGGUGUAGCGCCUUUAAGAUUCGCGCUGAGGGUUAAGUUUUGGGUACCGCCUCACCUGUUGCUGCAAGAAGCCACCAGGCACCAGUUCUACCUGCACUCUCGUCUGGAGCUGCUCGAGGGUAGAUUAAAAGUGCCGGAUUGGAGUUCCGUGGCACGUUUGAUCGCUUGGAUAGCCCAGGCCGAUACCGGUGAUUACGACGCGUUGUCACCACCGAACACGCUCUACUCGCAAUGCUGUCAAAUUCAACCGGCGGAACCGUGCGAACCAAAGCCUCAAGAUUUCCUGCACAGGAUAAUCCAGCAGCACAAGGAAAUAAAGGGAAUGAAAGCGUCCACCGCGGAAUAUUGGUUGCUGAAAGAGGUAUCGAACUUGGAGACGUUCGGCCAGGAGAUGUUUCACAGUAAAUUCGGCUACAACGGCGUAUCGAUGAUCGGAGUCGGGCCUCACGGUAUCGCGGUUUAUCGUAGUCACAACGAAGAAACGCAAAACAUACCGUACACGGCGAUACAGAGCGCAACGUCCCAACGUCGAAUGUUUCAUUUGGUUUAUCUUUCUCUCGACGGCGAGGAAACGUCGUUGAAUUUCAAAUUAGAUUCGAGUCAAUCCGCCAGCGGACUUUACCGAGCGAUUACCGAGAAGCACGCGUUUUACAGUUGCGAGACGGUCAGGAGCGCGGUUACCGCCCAAUUUAUACGCGAUCUCAAGGGUACCAUAAUCUCGAUAUUCAACGAGGACUCGACGUUAGGAAAGAAAUACGUGUUCGAUAUUCGCAGAACGUGCCGGGAGGUGUACGACAACGCUCGGCGCGCGCUAUACUGCGAGGCUGCGACCGUUAACCUGCCGGAGGAGAAGGAAAUUUUGGGCAAGCACGACUGCGGGGACUGCGAGGAUCCCAAGUGCAAGGAAUCUCGGGAAUGUCUGGCAAGAUUAUUGGACGCAAUGUUGUGCCGCAUUUGCAUGGAUCGUAGUUUAGACACCGCCUUGUUCCCGUGUGGACACGCGGUGGCCUGUUUAGAUUGCGCUAGACGUUGCGAGCGUUGUCCCCUGUGUCGAGCCGACAUCGACAACUGUCGGACCAUAUAUAUUCCGAUCGAGCUAACGCACGUCGAUAAGCACAAUCCGAAAUUGCUCUCGGAAUCCAUCGAACCGAGUUACGGCAACUCCUCCGCGGAAGAGAUGCAGAAGAGGGCGGCAUUGGCAACCGAAACCACCAUAGUGAACGGUAACGAUAUUUGAGAACGGCGCCACGGCAGAUUUGACACUUUUCAAAGAUUCUUCUUUAAAAUCUUUGCUUGCCAGAUCGAGAGAAGGCAUUGAGUUUCUCUCCGUCUCUCUCCCUCUCACCAUCUUCACCUCCUCUCAUCCCCCCCCCCCUCCUGCUCUCCUCAUUCUACCUUUCCUCCUAACUCUGUCUCUAUUCGUACUUUCCAUCUCCGUUUCGCAACCCGACAUACUAUCUUUUUUACCCGUGUUAUAGAUAAUAUUUCAAUCAUCCCUGUAAAUCGUAUCGAACGCAUCGAGUAAUCUCUUGUUCUAUCGUCUUUUCGAAUGCGUUCGUCUUAUCGGUAAGAAGAACGGAGUCAUCGCCUUCUCGGACUUUUUUCUGUCACUGCUUUAUUCGUUUUCGCGGCAAGGAAAAAAAUCGAUCUUUAUUCCUUUUUCUUUCUUGCUCCAUUCCGAAACUUCUUUCUCUUUCCCCCUUCCAUUCUUUUCUUCCGUUUUUUGAACGCCGCAAAAGGUAAACAUUUCAAUGAUUCGUCGAUACUGUGAUGAAGAAACGCGACUUUGUUCGUAAUGUUCACGAUAUUACUGUCGUUUAAACAUUUAUCUACCUAUUUAUAACGAUGUUACGAUGUUAAUAACGAUGUUAUCGAUACCUUUUAAUUGAAUAACGAGGAUAUUAUCACUAUU